AAUUAAAAAAUGGAUUAAAUUACAGAUAAAUACAUAUUAAAUUAUAGAUAAAUAGGAUUUAAUUAAAGAUAAAUACGGAUAAUUAAUAUAAUUAAAUUUACCAUCUCUCUCUCUCUCUCUCUUCCGUGUUUGUUUCUCUCUCUAACUCUCCCACAUCCACUCUAUAAAUUUCUCCCCCUCCUCUGACCCUUCUCCUCUCUCCAUUCUCUUCUCUCUCCAUAAGCUUUCUCUCUCUGUCUCUCUGUUUUUCUCUCUCCCAGUGGUGAUGGCGAUGAACAAUGGUGUUGUCUCCGGCAAGGCCUCCGGCGGGGGGUUGAUUGUGAGCUUCGGGGAGAUGCUGAUCGACUUUGUGCCUACAGUGUCGGGCGUGUCUCUGGCGGAGGCGCCGGGAUUCCUGAAGGCGCCCGGCGGAGCUCCGGCGAACGUGGCGAUCGCCGUCGCGAGGCUCGGCGGCAAGGCGGCGUUCGUCGGGAAGCUCGGCGACGACGAGUUUGGGCACAUGCUGGCCGGGAUCUUGAAGGAGAACGGCGUCAGCGCCGAAGGCAUAAACUUCGACAAAGCCGCCCGCACCGCCCUCGCCUUCGUCACUCUCCGCGCCGACGGCGAGCGCGAGUUCAUGUUCUACCGGAACCCCAGCGCCGACAUGCUCUUGACGCCCGAGGAGCUCAACCUCGAGCAAAUCAGAUCCGCCAAGGUUUUCCACUAUGGAUCAAUAAGUUUGAUCGUGGAGCCAUGCCGGUCGGCGCAUCUCCGGGCAAUGGAGGUGGCGAAGGAGGCCGGCGCCCUCCUCUCCUACGACCCCAACCUCCGGCUGCCGCUGUGGCCGUCGGCGGCAGAGGCGCGUGAGCAGAUCAUGAGCAUAUGGGACAAGGCAGAGGUGAUCAAGGUCAGCGACGUCGAGCUGGAGUUCCUAACAGGGAGCGAUAAGAUCGAUGACGCCGCAGCCAUGUCUCUUUGGCACCCUAACCUCAAGCUCCUCCUCGUCACUCUCGGUGAGCACGGCUGCAGAUACUACACCAAGAAUUUCCAUGGAUCCAUGGAGGCCUUUCAUGUGAAAGCAGUGGAUACAACUGGCGCUGGUGACUCUUUUGUUGGUGCACUUCUGUGCAAGAUUGUUGACGACCGAUCAGUUCUUGAUGAUGAGCAGAAGUUGAGGGAAGUGCUGAAAUAUGCAAAUGCAUGUGGAGCCAUUACAACUACAAAGAAAGGAGCCAUUCCUGCUCUUCCCACUGAUGCUGAUGUCCUUACCCUUCUUAAAAGAGGAGCAUAGAAUCAGAGGAUUAGGAAUGUUUGGCACUUAUUAAUUUUUGUUUUCUGUCUUUUCUUUUUUUUAAUUUUAUUUUAUUAGUUUUGGGUUUUUCUGGGUUUUUUCCUUUUUUCUUUUUAAAAUUUUCCAUAGGAGUUGUUUUCAAUUCAAUUCAAGGGAAGGGUUUUUCUUGUUCCAGUUCAUGUUAAGGAGAAUUGUGCUUUAAGUUUAAGGUAUCCAGUAAAUAAAUUUCCUCAUGUUUUUGGCA
Messenger RNA from Malania oleifera, 1514 nucleotides. Its product is annotated as fructokinase-2. The transcript has 4 exons. Gene Ontology annotation, biological process: fructose metabolic process. The coding region runs from base 266 to 1270 and encodes 334 amino acids. Gene Ontology annotation, molecular function: fructokinase activity. Gene Ontology annotation, cellular component: cytosol. Lineage: Eukaryota; Viridiplantae; Streptophyta; Magnoliopsida; Santalales; Ximeniaceae. The record is from RefSeq and is a predicted model, not a curated record.